UCUGCUUCCGGUGUGUUCGGAGCAUUCACGAGCAGCAGCGGAGAGAGCCGAGCGGCGAAGAAUGGACCAAACGGCUACUGCUGCCAAAUUACCGUGCAACAUCACUAACAACCAGGAUUAGCACAGCGGUCUCACAGCAGCACCAGCCCCCGGUCUGCACCUUCCCGUCACCGUGCUCCGAGAGCCCGCUGAUCGUGAGAGCUUUCGGCCGUGCGAAGGUGGGACUGGUUAAUAUCUCCAGAUGCCGAGGCCACUGCUGCCCCUCCCCUCCCUGUGUUAGAGCUGCCUCUGUCCCAUGAGAGUGUGCUCCGGGCGCUGCCACUGACCAGGGCUGUGGCUGCCCCCGCCGUCCCGCUCCACCAUGGACCAGCAGAGGGACAAGUAUGGAGAGCGGCCCUCCCGGAGCACCAAAGUGUCCCAGGGCAACCGCAGCGGGCACCCCUCCAGGCCCUCUGGCUCCUCCAGCUCCUCCGGGGUGCUCAUGGUCGGACCCAACUUCCGCGUUGGCAAGAAGAUUGGCUGUGGGAACUUUGGGGAACUUAAGCUUGGCAAGAAUCUGUACACCAAUGAGUAUGUUGCCAUUAAACUGGAACCAGUGAAGUCAAGGGCCCCACAGCUGCAUCUAGAAUACCGCUUCUAUAAAACGCUGGGAACCACAGCGGAGGGCGUGCCUCAGGUGUACUACUUUGGCCCAUGUGGGAAGUACAAUGCCAUGGUGCUGGAGCUGCUGGGCCCCAGUCUGGAGGACCUGUUUGACCUGUGUGACCGGACCUUCUCACUCAAGACAGUCCUGAUGAUAGCCAUUCAGCUGCUUUCUCGAAUGGAGUAUGUGCACUCGAAAAACCUCAUCUAUCGAGAUGUAAAACCUGAAAACUUUCUGAUUGGAAGACAGGGAAACAAAAAAGAACACAUUAUUCACAUCAUUGACUUUGGCCUGGCCAAAGAAUACAUCGACCCAGAGACCAAAAAACACAUUCCAUACCGAGAGCAUAAGAGUUUGACUGGCACUGCCCGAUACAUGUCCAUCAACACACACCUGGGGAAAGAGCAAAGCCGGCGUGACGACCUGGAGGCUUUAGGACACAUGUUCAUGUACUUCCUCCGAGGGAGUCUGCCCUGGCAGGGACUCAAGGCAGACACACUGAAAGAACGAUACCAAAAGAUUGGAGACACAAAACGAAACACUCCUAUUGAAGUGCUGUGUGAAAACUUCCCAGAGGAGAUGGCCACGUAUCUGCGGUAUGUGCGGAGACUGGACUUCUUUGAGAAACCAGACUAUGAGUAUCUGAGGACCCUCUUCACUGAGCUGUUUGAGAGAAAAGGAUACACGUUUGACUACACUUAUGACUGGGUCGGACGCCAGAUCCCCACCCCGGUCGGCUCUGUCCACAUCGACUCUGGAGCGUCGGCCAUCACACGAGAGAGCCAUGCACACAGAGACAGACCCUCCCAGCACCAGCCUGUCCGGAAUCAGACAGCGUCCUCCGAGCGGCGAGGGGCUUGGGAGGUGCAGCCAUCGCGACAGGCCAACUCCUCGUACCUCAGCUCCCACCUGGCAGCAGACAGGCACGGGGGUUCAGUGCAGGUGGUGAGUUCAACCAAUGGGGAGCUGAAUGCGGAUGACCCGGCCCACUCGAACGCACCAAUCACGGCGCAGACAGAGGUGGAGGUGGUGGACGAGGCCAAGUGCUGCUGUUUCUUCAAGCGAAAGCGGAAGAAGAAUUCCCCUCGUCACAAAUGAUGGUGCGGCCGCUGCACACAGGCUUUGUGAAUCCAGAACCUACGUGGUCCCUGUGUGAGAGGACUGAGACUGCACAGGCAGAGUUCUAAUGGGACCAGCAGUCACACGCCCAUGUUCAAGGCGCUCAUGUCUUAUACAGGAGUCCUUUCACAUUUACACUGUCCUGUCCUUCAAAAUUUCUGGGAUUAGUUUUUUAUUCUUUGAAAGUUCCCCACAAAAAACUCACACAGCAUCUGAUUGCCUUUUUGAUUUUAAGAUAUUUCCUGUGGACAUUUUUGUUUUUGAUUAACCGCCAUGUUCUAUUUUUUUUUUUUGCCUUUUUUUGCUUACUCACAAAGCCACAAAGGUCUGAAGUUUAACUGAAUGUAAACCAAAUCAGAGCCACCUUUGGGACCUGAUCUACCUGGACUCCACAAGGUCCGGUUCUCUCGGCUGAAGCACUCCUAGCAAUUCAUCACUUUUUUGUUUUUAGCUUUGUGACAGGCAACAACCUAACAACAUGGGGCUACUCCAUGCUAUUUAUGCUAUUUAUCUUAACACAAUUUCAAUACAUACACACUGAAUGUAUGGACAGAAACAGCAUUUAUAUACUCCGCAUGGAAGAUGGAAGGAAAUUGAAACCAAGACCAAGUUUGACGUUUUAAAGGAGACCAAAUCGGACUGCGGAUUUGGAAGAAGUCAAUCAUGGUUGUAUUAAUAUUUGAUGGUAUGUAUUGGCUAAACAAGGGAUGUGAUAGCGGACACCCCGGUCGGGAGAUCACUUACAGCUUGCUACUGUUCAAUGCCUUAACCCAAAAAAAAACAAGAC
Messenger RNA from Periophthalmus magnuspinnatus, 2549 nucleotides. RefSeq names its product casein kinase 1, gamma 1 (gene csnk1g1). NCBI's taxonomy places the organism in Eukaryota, Metazoa, Chordata, Actinopteri, Gobiiformes, Gobiidae. Gene Ontology annotation, molecular function: ATP binding; protein serine/threonine kinase activity. Gene Ontology annotation, cellular component: nucleus; cytoplasm; plasma membrane. Gene Ontology annotation, biological process: positive regulation of canonical Wnt signaling pathway; peptidyl-serine phosphorylation; signal transduction. Bases 362 to 1741 code for a protein of 459 amino acids. The transcript is spliced from 13 exons. The record is from RefSeq and is a predicted model, not a curated record.